AUGGCCAAAGGACAAGAUGACUACUUCUUAGCCAACGGCUUCACACGCACAAUCCACACCCGUGCAAAUGCUGCCAUCGACCCGUCAAAAAACAAACUCCCAAAAGAGCUCAACAUUCUAGUAGUUGGCGCGUCGCGAGGCAUCGGAGAAGGCAUUGCAUACGCCUACGCCCAAGCCGGCGCCGCAAACCUCAUCCUCGCCGCACGGGCGUCUUCGUCCAAGGAGGUCGCCGCCGUCGCAGAGAAGGCCAAAGCCCUGAAUCCCUCAGUGUCUGUCACUUCUUUACAUGUCGACAUCACCGAUUCGUCGAGCGUGGCAGCACUUGCGCAGGAUGUCAAGGAGAAGUUUGGCCAUCUCGAUGUCCUCGUCCUGAACUCUGGACUCGCUGGUGCCCUGAUCCUCGACAUCACCACAGGCGACCCGCAGGAUUUCAAGAAAUGCUUUGAUGUUAAUGUGCAGGGCACCUACCUCAUUGCGCACCACCUUCUCCCAUUAGUGAAAGAGAGCAAGGGCCCAAAAUUGUUCAUUGUGGUCAGCACUUUCGCUUCUCUGAUCACUGGAGGUCCUUUUGCACACACGGCGUAUUGUGUGUCAAAGAUGGCACAAGCUCGGAUAGUUGAGUACAUUGCUGAGCAAUUUGGGGAUGAGGGUCUGGUCGCGGUCGCAGUACAUCCGGGUGCCGUGACGACAGAGGCGACCACUGAGUCAUGUGACGAGGAAACGCUCAAGAAUUUCACUGAUGAUGUCGGCUUGUGUGGUGCUUUCUGCGUAUGGCUGAGUAGAGAGAAGAGAUCGUGGCUGAACGGAAAACUCACCAGUGCUAAAUGGGACGUAGACGAACUGCUGGAGCACAAGGACAAGAUCGAAAGCGAGGGCCUGUUGAAGCUGACGUACAAGGUUGGUGAUGUUUCUGCUGCUCUAUCUGACCCACCGCGCGAUGCUAUAUUUAUAUAG
Messenger RNA from Boeremia exigua, 954 nucleotides. RefSeq lists its product as uncharacterized. The record is from RefSeq and is a predicted model, not a curated record. The transcript is spliced from 2 exons. Bases 1 to 954 code for a protein of 317 amino acids. NCBI's taxonomy places the organism in Eukaryota, Fungi, Ascomycota, Dothideomycetes, Pleosporales, Didymellaceae.